UUUUAGGGGGUGAUAUUGUUUUUUUAUCUCUGUUGGGAGUACUGAGCCAAGCGUUACACUGAGAACUCAAGUCAACACUGUGAACUUGGAUAAUUAUGAAAUAGAUCAUUAUUUGAACUGUAUGUCUUUGAGCAGUUGGAACUGAAAAUCAUCAGAGGGGUCUUAACAUCCAUUUCACCAUUAAAACAUGGCGAAACACCAAUACAACGUGGGCACAUUCCUGCAAGGAAUCAGCGACAAACUCCUUGCUGGGGUAAGAUCAGCUGAAGCCAUUGUUGAGGCUUCCAUUGCACAGCAGCUGAUAUCAUCCGAGGAGGACCUGAUUUCUAUCAACGAAGCUCAUACCCCGCAAGAUCAGCUGAGGGCGCUGUUUCACGCUAUGGAAAGGGGGACAUCUGAAGCCAAAGAUGCCUUCUACCAAAUACUAGCGCUGAAAGAGCCUGAGCUUGUAGGAAUUUCAGAGCAAAGACAAGUAAACUCCAAGAUGACCCAAACCGAGCAGAGUAACUCUUUGGAAAAUCCUGAACAAUUGGAAGAAAAAGUAGUCGACUUUGACCCGCAAAGCAAGACGUACUAUCUAAGAAAACAAAAACAAGAGACACUGCAAGCUAUCAAAGAAAUUGAAAUACUUUUCGAGUACACUAAAUCAGAAAAGGCUGAAAUUGUCCAGAUGAAGGCAAGAAACGAAGAACAACAAUCAUCAAUUGUUCAUCUUAAAGCAGAAAAACAACAGCAGAAUUUAUUGAUAAUGACUUUAGAAUUUAAGCUAGGCGGUGCUAUUCAGAAACUGCAGAAGACCAAGGAAGAUAUAAGGAAGGAAAAAGAGCUAAUUGAAAAAGUCUGGGCUGAUGUCAAAACAGAAAGAGAACUUAUAGACUGCAGGCGAAAUGAGUUCAUGAAUGAGCGAGAAAUAUUCAAAGCACUGAUCAUGCAUGAUAAGCCAAUAAGGCACACAGAACCGACAAAAACAAAUAAACAACUGCAAGAUGCAUUCAUAAAGAUUCAGGCUGACAUCCAGUGUCACAUUCAGGAAAACAAGAGAAGAGUAGGUGAAGCGAAGCAAGUGGAAGGACAAAUGCAAAAAUAUAUUGCUGAAAUAAAACACAACUUCAGGAUGGCAAAGUAUGAAAUUGCAUUUCUAAGGAAGCAAAUGAAGCGGAUGCGACUUCAAAUAAGCACAAACAUCAGAGAGACAGAGAAACGCAAGAACAAGAUGGAUCACUCGCACACUGCCAGACUGCCUGACGACAAUGAGCCGUAUGAGAAGAUGAAGAAUGAACUGAACCGAGUGAAGGCAGCAGUGGAAAGACUUUGGCUUGAAUUGGAAGGGCAGGAAGUCUCCGCAGAGACUAGAACCCCGGGGCCCGCAGAACACCAACUGACAGCCGUGAUGAGACCAAGGUCACAACAUAUUACAGAUGAUGUAGAGAGGCAAACUGUAGCCCCCCGAGAUCGGAUGACGGCAGCGAUACAUGAAAUGAAUGAGGACCGAGUGAAAACUGAAAUAAUGGCCCAGAGAGAUGACAUAGAAAGAGAUAGGCAGUUUGUGAAGACAGAGAUGGACGAAGUGAAAAAGAUGAAGGAGAACAUUCAAAGGCAGCAGCUGGAGCUUGAUGAAAAGUUGGAAAAGACAAGAAGACAGAUACAAGAGAGGGAAGUCUUGAACACUGAGAUUGACACAAAGAAAAGUAACCUGGAGAAAAGUAUGAGGCGCACCAUGAUGAAACAGCAAGAUGCUGACAAGAGAAGGGAAACUGUACCGCAAGUAGAAGAAGACAUGGAAGAGAAAGAGAGGUCAAAGAAGGACGAUGCAAGUAAAUUUGCUACGGAUACAGAGAAUGCGGGGGCAGGUGAAGGGAUCAGAGUGAACGCAAAAAUCCAAAGGUUGGUUCAUAAAGUGCAAGCGAUCAGAGAUGUGUUAAAGACGGUGACACAGACACCCAAGCAAGGGAGAACCGAUAUGCAACAGGACGAAGGCCAAACCAAGUGGACAAAUUACAGAGCGCAGAAACAAAGACGUGAGCUUGACCAAAGAUUGGAGAAGAUUGCUCAGGAAAGGGAUGCCCUGGAGGUGAUGAAGAUGAAAAUGCAGCUGGAGAAGGAGGAACAGAAGACUAAGGAGUCUGGUUCUAACAUGGGCGUCAUAGAUGAGAUGAAAGGGGACAUGCAGAGUACGAGUGCAGGGAUUGAUCACACCCCCAUGGAGGCUACAAAAAAAAGUAUUCUCCCUGAUCAACCAACUGCAAGGGAAAAGGCAACACAAACCUUUCUGGAUGUCAGUCAACGAAGUGAAGAAGAACAAACGUUUGGUAAGUAUUCAACAAUUGAAAAGGAAAGCCUGGGAAUUCAACCAUCAAGGGUGGUUACACAGGAUAAGCAGGAUAUGGAUUCACCUGAACACAGCUCAAAAGCUGGAUUUCAGGAUAAAACGGAACAAAAAAGGACUGUGAGGGAUAGGACGGAAACCGAAAGCUAUGUCUCAAAACUCGGAGAGGAAGAGGAGAUAGUGAAAGGGGCUAUGGACAACUUAAAACAAAACCACAAAGAGAUGGAAAGACUGAUUGAGGAUAUAAGCAACCUUUAUCGGCAAGGGGCUGAUGAUGGGUCAGACAAUAGGGACGUAGGAAAUCACGGUGAUAGAUCAAUCGGGCAGAUCAAACAGACAGUACAGUACAGAGUACGUUUACAGGUUAACAGACAGAGUUAUGAAGAAGAGAAUGUUGAAUAUGAAAUGCCAGUGGCGUCUUUAACAACUGAACACCAAACAAAACCAGCAAAUUUGAUAGAACGUGAAUCAGAGGGGCCACCGGCGUCAGGAAAUGCCAGGAUACAAACCUUGAUUCGGGAGAUUAACAGAAUACAAGAAUCAUUAGAACAAAUAUCAUUGAAAGAAACUGAAGAAAGCUGCAUUGACAUGGCUCCUACGGAGGUCCGCGGGAACGCUGAGGGAUCAGUGCUGCAGCUGUUGCAACAAAUCAGAGAUGUCCUAAACAAAGUUAAAGAUGCGAUGGAUCAAAGUGAAAUGUAUCUGAGCAAAGAGAGGACUGACAUGAAAUGGAUUCAAAUGAUGAUUAGGAAACAGCAGAGAGAACUUGACCAGCGACGAGAGAAAACUCUCAGAGAGAGGGAUGAAUUGGACAUUUUAAAAAUGAAACUACAUCAGAAGAAGGUGCAGGUGGACCAGCAGAUCGAGAACAUAUCCAAAGUAAAACAUAAAAUUGAACGUAUGGUUUCACAUUUUAAGACUAAGUUAGAGGAAUACCAAGUAAAACCGACACAACUCAAGGGUUUGAACUGCAAGAUUGAGGCAGAGAAACAAAGCUUAGAAAGUGUCAUUGAUAUGAUUUGCCAGAAAACCGUUGAGCUUCAGAAAGUCAAUAGAGAAAUCAGUCAGCAAAGGGUAGACAUGGACUCCAAUAUCGAUAGAGAUGAGGCAUAUCUAGCACAGGUUAAACUACACAGACAGGAAAGAGAAGUGGUAAGUGAUAGGCAGCAAUUUCAAGAAAGAGACAUGGAGAAAGAAGAGCAAGAUAUUUUAGAACUUGUAUCCAAAGAAGAAACAAACGAGAAAACUGAGUUCAGUGCCAAUUUAGACCAAGGACAAAGAGAAAUGAAAGAAAUGGCGGAACUUCAAGGCCAACUCAAACAGAAGAUGGAGACUGAGUCUGCUCUGGACGAACAAAAGGAGGACCUUCAAAUAUUAAGGGCUUGUCUCAGAACUGAAAGACAGGAAAUGGAGAUGUUGAAACAUCAGGUUGAGUCCGAGAGAGAGAGCCUGAUAAAGGAAAGACAAAAGCUGUAUACAGAAAUAAACAAAGCAAGGGAUGGUAUUGCAAAACAAACCCACGAACUUGACGAUAAAAUGCGACACAUCAAGAGAGAGACAAGGGAGAUUGAGCUACUGAAGGCAGAGUUGGUAACAAAAAGAAAAGAAAAUGAUAGGUCAUCUAAGAGGGAAAUACGAAAAAGAGAGGAAGUUGGAAUGCGGUUGGUUGAAAUUCAAAGAGAAAAGGAAUCCCUCCAAACAAAUACGCAAAAGAGAAGGAGAGAACUGGAUGAUAGGAUGGAGAGGAUCAGAAGAGAAAGGGAUCAGUUAGAGGUUCUAAAGAUAAAACUAGAACGUCUAAAGAAGGAGCUGGCUGAAGAAAAGGAGAAAAAUGAGAACGAAAAGAAAAACAAUGAAAGCUAUGGUAUUUUGGUCCAAAAACACACUGAGAAUCUAAAUGGUAAAGGAGAGACUGGGAGGCUUGACAAGAUACAAUUACAGCAGAUCAAACAAAAAGGCCCCGAAAUGCCCCAAAGCCCUGCCGACGAGAGCGUUAAAAGAAUAAAAAAUGAGGAUCCCAUACAACACAAUGAUAACGAUGACCACCAAGAGAACGCCACAACAGCUGAAAACAUUUCUACAAAAGAACAUGUUUCUAACCAAGAUAAAUUGCGGAAGAUGUGGAAAGAGACAAGAAUGGAACGGAGGGAGAUCGACCACAUGAAGAGCAGAGGUACCAAGAUGAGAAAGAACCUGGAGCAGAAGCUGCAGACCCUUCGCAACAUAGUCAAGAGGCCUCACUUGCAAAGAGAGGACAAAGAGCCCUCGCAGACAACGAGCAUAGAUUCGCAAGAGGAAGACCGAAUCCACCAGCAGUCAAGCAACCGAAAGAUGCUAGCUGACAAAUACAGAGAGCUUGAGCAACUUAGAGCACAGCUGCUUGGAGAGCUUGAGAAACUGAAAGGAAGCAGAUUCCGAAGAUGGACUAACGAUAGAGCCAUGCAGACAGGGCCAGAUCCCCACAGAGAGGUACAGCCACAGGGUGGGACAGUAAACGAACAAGAGCCUCAGGCUGGAAGGGGCUCAACAGGACUUCUGAGUCGACUUCAACGGUACUGCUGCCACAGCUGCUGCUGCUGUCCUGAGUGCUGUGGACACUCGUCCAAGGACGAGGCGUCCCAAGAUUAG
This is a messenger RNA of Gadus macrocephalus (Pacific cod), 4954 nucleotides long. RefSeq names its product trichohyalin-like. The coding region runs from base 188 to 4954 and encodes 1588 amino acids. The record is from RefSeq and is a predicted model, not a curated record. The transcript has 5 exons. Lineage: Eukaryota; Metazoa; Chordata; Actinopteri; Gadiformes; Gadidae.